Messenger RNA from Crotalus tigris (Tiger rattlesnake), 1636 nucleotides. It is a transcript of the gene CATSPERH, whose product is annotated as transmembrane protein 262. The record is from RefSeq and is a predicted model, not a curated record. Bases 76 to 441 code for a protein of 121 amino acids. The transcript is spliced from 3 exons. Lineage: Eukaryota; Metazoa; Chordata; Lepidosauria; Squamata; Viperidae.
UGAGAUCCACCUCCUCCAGGAAGGGCUGCCUUCCCCACAGGUCCUCUAAGACUAAGGAGAACCCAGCUCCCCAAAAUGCCGCAAAUGGGAUCCUGGAAAGACCCGUUCCUAACGGUCACCUUCCCAAGCAAGGUCAUCUUUAUCAUUGGCUCUUGGGUCCUGUUCGUCAUCCACAUGGGAGUGAUCGUCGGGGAUCUCUACCACUUCCUGGUCUCUCAAAGAGGAGAUCUCAUGAGCUUCCACUUCACUGUAUCGCUGCUGUUCUCCCAUGUGACCAGCUUUUAUUUGGCCCUCCUAGCCAGCAUCUACACUUUGCAAGCGGAUGAUGGCUUCCUGACGUGCUUAGCCCUGACUUCCUUUGUCGUGAAUUUAGCUCUGUAUAUUGCCCGAUUCUGGAUGGACUAUCUCACUAUUGAUUACAGGGAAGAAAAAUACGAAUGAUCAAAAGGAGCCAGGCAUAAGAAGAGCCGGUCCCUCUGAAGGAGCGACAGAGGAGUAACCGCCACCCGUUAGGAUCAGCCAAGAGAGUUUAAUGGAGUAUUGACAAAUGUCUCUAUUGCUUCAAUGUGCCACAGCUUUGCACUCUCUCCGUCCUACAUCCACCGUCCACGGAGGCAAGAAAUAAACCUUGCAGAUCAUUCACCGUCGUUCCACCAGCCCACACCUCUCCUGCAAAGGAUGGUGGACAGAGGGGUCUUGCCUCCCCUUUCUUGACUGGACCUCUGGGACGAGAGAAGCCUUUUUUCCACCAGGUGCCCCCCCCCUCCAAAAUGGACCUGGACCAUCGCUUUGAGUAAAGCUAUCGGCCCACCCAAUCUGCAAAGACCAGAGAAAGGUGGUUCUGGAGAAGACAAGGUUGCUGCCCCCCCUGGUCCCGCCCCCGAGAAACUAAAGUUUAAACAGAGUAGAGAUGUUGUCAGAGGUGAACCUGGAAGGCAGAAGGUUAUCUGGAACCAAGAGGACAAGUGGGGCAUAAUAUAACGGGCCUUCUUUUUUUAAUGUGUCUUGUCUGACUUAUCAAGUAAAGCAAUUCAUAAGUACGGAAGAACCGUCCACCUCUCAUCUCCACAGCACUUCAAACCACCUGCCAAUCAAACCCUGGACCUUUUCAACCCCUGGGUUGCAGAGAAAGGCUGUGGAUGCAGCCUUUGGGUCCUACAGAAUGGCCCCCAAGCCCAAGGGCCUAGAAAGACACACGUCUUGGGGCUCUCAAAAGACAACUGACUUUCCAUAUCUAGCAGGUAAUUGGAGGGAAAGCAGCAGAGAGCAAACAGCAAACUAGCUGUGUUAAGGAAAAGGACCGAGGUGGGGUGCAAACAGGUGUUGCUCCAGCUUACACAGAGCUCUCUUUUUGGGGGGCAAUGGUGCUCUGGUGUCCCUGCAACCAAGGGCAGCUUGUGCACAAGCCUCAACAUGGAUUUAGGAGAGGAGGUCCUGUUACGUGAUGUAGAAAUCCUCAAACUUGGCCGCGCUCUUUAGUAAGAAUUGCUACGGGUUGGGUGAGCACAACUGUCUCCCAGUCAAUCACUGCAGUCUCAAACCACCUUUGAAGAAGGAAAACAAAGCAACGGGGAAAUCACUGAACCGCAAGGAAGGACCCAGAGGAUAUUUCCUCAGCCGAGCACGAGUGGAACCC